AUGUGCUUUGGAAAAAAACCUCAGGAUCCGGGACACCGGAGAAAUGAGGAGAUUGAAAAAGUCCUUCGAAAUGAACGGAAACGGCAAGAAAAAGAAGUGAAGCUGCUAUUGUUGGGUGCUGGAGAGAGCGGCAAAUCCACCGUCCUCAAGCAGAUGCGCGUCAUCCAUACCGGCGGCUUCUCGAGAAAUGAGCGCAAGCAAUGGCGCGCGGUCAUCUUCAACAAUUUGAUCAAUGCGUUCAAUACGAUCUUUUUGGUGAUGGAGGAACAUGACGAGAUGUUUGAAGACCAAGCAAAUACGGAAUAUAUGAACAAAAUUAAAGGCGACCCGGAAAUCGGACCGGAAGAACGCAUGCCGGCGGAAUACCUUGUGGCAUUCAACACGCUCUGGGACGAUCGCGGGGUGCAGAUGGCGAUGCUGAAAGGCAACGAGUAUGCGCUGCAUGACAAUCUCAGCUACUUCUUCGACGACGUGGACCGCCUAUUCGCGCCGAACUACCUCCCCUCGGAUCAAGACAUCCUCCGCACCCGACUACGGACAACCGCCAACCCUAUCAGCGAAACCAUCUUUCAGUUGGGGAACUUGACAUAUCGCAUGUUCGACGUCGGUGGACAACGUUCUGAGCGCAAGAAAUGGAUCCACUGCUUCGACAACGUGCAGGUUGUUCUGUUCCUCGUUGCCAUCAGCGGCUACGAUCUUGCACUCAUUGAAGACCGAAGCGGAAACCAAAUGAGCGAAGCCCUCAUGCUCUGGGAAUCCAUCGUCAACUCCAAAUACUUCGAGCGCUCCGCCAUGAUCCUCUUCCUUAACAAAAUCGACCUCUUCCGCGAGAAGAUCGCCUCCGGCAUGUCGCCGAUCCGCAAACAUUUCCCGGACUUCAACGGCAAGCCGGACGACAUCGUGGCCGGCCAUGAGUUCUUCUCGAACAAGUUCAAGAAACUCGUCCGCAGCCAGUCGAAGGAGAUCUACGUGCAUCUCACCAACGCGACCGAUACGGAUCUACUGAAGAAGACGAUGCAGAGUGUCCAGGAUAUGAUCGUGCAGCGGAACCUGAACCAGUUGAUCCUGUGAGUGCGCCUUCGGGAGGCGCGGGGAUGGGGGACAGCGGAUUGAUGUAUCAAGCAGGAUGUAACACGCUAGCGGCAGACGGCCGGAUUUUUGCCGGAUAUCUUCUUCACUUCGUGGCGAAGCUAAGUAUGCAUUUUGGGUGGUCGUCACGUUUUCGAGAUUCCGGCGGCAAGUUCUUCAACCAUCUCUGGAGGAAUUGGUGUGCAUUCAAGCGUGAUUCAGGCGGGGAUUUUCCACUCCGCUUCGGUGGGCGCGGCGUCCAAAAAUCGAGAAUCGGAUUGAACCUUUCGGCGGCUCCUCCGGACGGACAUCAAAAGUGGAUUUAACUCGUUCUCAUACCAAGUACAGCAUGAUCUUGUGGAGGAAGCGUGAGUUCGAUCAAGACUUGAGAAGCGAUGUGAGUCAAGGCUUGGGGGCAGACGGAUCGGAGAGAAUCCUAUGGUUGCACGUAGGCAAUUGGGAU
This is a messenger RNA of Eremomyces bilateralis CBS 781.70, 1531 nucleotides long. RefSeq names its product guanine nucleotide binding protein, alpha subunit. The record is from RefSeq and is a predicted model, not a curated record. Bases 1 to 1071 code for a protein of 356 amino acids. NCBI's taxonomy places the organism in Eukaryota, Fungi, Ascomycota, Dothideomycetes, Eremomycetales, Eremomycetaceae. Gene Ontology annotation, biological process: G protein-coupled receptor signaling pathway. The transcript is spliced from 7 exons. Gene Ontology annotation, cellular component: heterotrimeric G-protein complex. Gene Ontology annotation, molecular function: G protein-coupled receptor binding; G-protein beta/gamma-subunit complex binding; GTPase activity.